Eimeria maxima is the source of this 612-nucleotide messenger RNA. RefSeq lists its product as hypothetical. Lineage: Eukaryota; Apicomplexa; Conoidasida; Eucoccidiorida; Eimeriidae. The record is from RefSeq and is a predicted model, not a curated record. Bases 1 to 612 code for a protein of 203 amino acids. The transcript has 2 exons.
AUGCAGCCUCCAGGCUGCAGCGGCCCUGGAGGCUUCUACGGCCCCCCCUCUUUGGCUUACAUGCAACCCCAAGGCCCCUUCAACUCAUCGCCCCAGGCAGCACGACAGGAACAGAGUGAGCCCAGUGUACAGACGUGCGUCCGGGACUCCGUGCGUCUUCUGGGGGAGGCUGUAGCGGUCCUCGAGGGGAUCCGCCUCCUGGGGUCGCAACUGCUGCAGUGGGGAGGUGAAUUAAGUCAAGUGGUGCAGUCGGUGAUCCCCGCAGCACUCAUUCUGCAAGUGGGAAGCUGGAUAUACAACAGAACAAUCGGCGCCUCCAGGCGCCACACUCUCAACCGCAUGCACAAAGCCUGGCGAGAGGCCAGUUCGGUUGGCAGGCCGAACAACAAACUCUCGCCGCCCAACAGCAGCACCGGUAGCAGGUGGCUGUCAACCCUACGCGACUUGUCUGCACUAUUGGCGCUCAUUAUCGUUGCUUCUGAGUUGUACAUACACUUGAACGUGUACAGACGGCUGCUCAGUCGCUUGCGAACGUUAACAGCCAAAGAGAGAGGGAUAUCAGCUGCCUCUCCGCGCAGCUGCAACAGCAGCAACGACGGAUGCAACGCCUGA